AUGGAUGAUUCCGAAUUUGACUUUGGCCAAUUAGAUCAACUAUUCAACUUUCUUUCCUCUACUCCUCCUCCUCCUCUUCUGCCUCCGACUACUCUUCAAAUUAAUCAAGAUUCAUCAUUUUCAUUACAAAAACAAAACUCUAAUCUUGUUUUUACAAGUACUCAUCAUGUACCUAAAAAGAAAUCAAUUGUCAACAAUUAUGUGACUGAAAAAAAACCAAUUUUGAACACCAAUAUUAAUAUUAUUGAUGAUCAAGUUCAAGAUCCGUCUAAAGAGAAAAAAAUGGUGGUGGAGAAGAAAGUUAUGCGAAGAGAUGUUGAAAGGCAAAGAAGGCGCGAUAUGGCUAAGCUUUAUCAACAUUUACGCCUUCUUAUUCCUUCCAAAUAUCUCGUGGGAAAGAGAUCUAUAUCUGAUCAUCUAGAAGAGAUAGUGGAUUAUGUAAAAGACUUGAAGAAGGACAUAGAGGACUUGGAAAGUAAAAGAGAAAAACUGAAAGAAAUGAAAAAUAUUAAUUGUAGCUCUCAAUUGGCACCAAAUUCUUCCUCUAUGAAAUUAUAUGAUGAUGAUGAAGAUAAAAUAAUAGUGAAAUCAUGCAAUGAAGGAGUGGAGAUUUCAAUAAAAGGAGGGGUUUCUCUUUCAAAAGUGCUUAAAGUUCUUAUGAAAGAAGAAAUCAUUGUUAAUAGUUGUGUUUCCUCCACAAUUAAUCAAAGGCUUAUUCACAUUAUUCAAACUAAGGUGAACACAAGAGGAGAUAUUGAUCUUGCAUUACUACGAUCCAAGUUGAUGGGUUUGUUUUAG
Solanum stenotomum is the source of this 798-nucleotide messenger RNA. RefSeq names its product transcription factor bHLH120-like. The record is from RefSeq and is a predicted model, not a curated record. Gene Ontology annotation, molecular function: DNA-binding transcription factor activity, RNA polymerase II-specific; protein dimerization activity; RNA polymerase II transcription regulatory region sequence-specific DNA binding. Bases 1 to 798 code for a protein of 265 amino acids. The transcript is spliced from 3 exons. NCBI's taxonomy places the organism in Eukaryota, Viridiplantae, Streptophyta, Magnoliopsida, Solanales, Solanaceae. Gene Ontology annotation, biological process: regulation of transcription by RNA polymerase II. Gene Ontology annotation, cellular component: RNA polymerase II transcription regulator complex.